AAAACAAAUUUCACAACAGCAAGCAAUAACUUCAAAUUUGCGUCGACCCCACGAUUUGCAACAACGCAUCCUUGAUAAAAUAACAUCCCACUCCAGCCAUCAUGUCUUCACAACAAACUGUUGUCCAUUGGUUCCGCAAAGGUCUUCGAGUGCAUGAUAACCCCGCCCUGGUCACUGCCGUACGUCGCGUUCUAGAUGCACCGAAGCAACACGUUUUGCGUCCCAUCUUCAUUCUCGAUCCGGCCAUCCUGAAGUGGCUCCGUGUUGGGCCCAACCGAUGGCGCUUCCUUCAGCAAACACUCGUCGAUUUGGAUCAGAAUCUCCGGAAGAUCAAUACCAGAUUGUACGUUGUCAGAGGAAACCCAUUGGAAGUGUUUCCGAAGCUGUUCCAGGAGUGGAAUGUAUCCUUAUUAACCUUUGAGCAUGACAUUGAACCUUAUUCAUUGAAGCGUGAUGUUACCGUUCAAGAAAUAGCCAAGAAACACGGCGUUAAAGUACACAUUGAGAAAUCUCUUACCAUUUAUGAUCCAGAUGAAAUCCUAAAGAAGAACGGGGGACGGCCUCCGUUGACCUAUCAGAAGUAUAGCUCUCUAGCCGCAACUUUAAAGAUUCCGCAACCCGUAGAUGUUCCGGAGAAAGUGUCUUCGGACAGUGUUCCAAAACCGGAUGCAAAUGAACGGAAGAAAGCCAACUGCUACGACCCCCCCACGCUUGAAGAACUCGAAGUCAAGCCGGAUGAUGUGGGUGAUUGUAAAUUUCCAGGUGGCGAAACGGAAGCGCUUCGACGCCUGCAUGAGACGAUGAAACGAAAGUCGUGGGUUUGUUCUUUUGAAAAGCCCAAUACAUCACCAAACUCGCUGGAACCGAGCACAACGGUGCUUAGUCCUUAUGUAAAAUUUGGUUGCCUCAGUUCGAGACUGUUUAUGCGAGAAGUGCAGGCAGUGAUAAAAGGCCAGAAGCAUUCUCAGCCACCUGUAUCCUUGAUAGGACAACUGAUGUGGCGAGAGUUUUAUUAUUGCGCUGCGACUGCAGAGCCGAAUUUCGACAAGAUGGUCGGUAAUAGUGUGUGUCUGCAGGUUCCUUGGACUACCAACGAGGAGCACCUGGAAGCUUGGACCCAUGGUCAAACGGGUUAUCCAUUCAUCGAUGCGAUCAUGCGUCAGCUACGGCAGGAAGGAUGGAUUCAUCAUCUCGCUCGGCAUGCCGUCGCAUGUUUCCUAACGCGUGGGGAUCUUUGGAUUUCCUGGGAAGAGGGUCAGCGAGUGUUCGAGGAACUCCUGCUGGAUGCAGAUUGGGCCUUAAAUGCUGGAAACUGGCUUUGGCUAUCGGCGUCCGCAUUCUUCCAUCAGUAUUUUCGGGUUUAUAGCCCGGUGGCAUUUGGCAAGAAGACCGAUCCAGAAGGAAAAUAUAUCAAAAAGUAUGUUCCCGAACUGGCAAAGUAUCCUUCUGGAAUCAUCUACGAACCGUGGAAGGCCAGUUUGGACGUACAAAAGAAACUCGGUUGCAUUAUUGGGAAGGACUAUCCGAAGCGGAUCGUAAUUCACGAAGAAGUGCACAAGCAAAACAUCCAAAAGAUGACGGAAGCCUACCGCAAGAACAAAGCCGUCAAGGAAGGGAUAAUGAAGGGAGAUAAAGAUCCUGAAGCACCCAGUGGCAAGCGCAAAUCCAGCUCUUCUGCAUCGUCGUCCAAAUCGGCGGCGAAAAAACCGAAGCUCAGAGAAACUCUUACCAAGUAUCUCAAAAAAAGAUGAACAUCUCAGUUUCUCUUGUGGCCUUAUUAAGAUCUGUUUUAAUAUUCCGAGAUGUCAAUAAAUCUAAGUAUUUCUACUUGCCUGAGAAGCAAGGACGAUUUCGGCAAAUAAGAAAUAAAAGG
Molecule: messenger RNA, 1873 nt
Organism: Ochlerotatus camptorhynchus
Lineage: Eukaryota; Metazoa; Arthropoda; Insecta; Diptera; Culicidae
Gene: phr6-4
Product: (6-4)-photolyase
Exons: 2
Coding region: 102-1751 (549 amino acids)
Biological process (GO): circadian regulation of gene expression; entrainment of circadian clock by photoperiod
Cellular component (GO): cytoplasm; nucleus
Molecular function (GO): FAD binding; deoxyribodipyrimidine photo-lyase activity; DNA binding
Source: RefSeq, a predicted model, not a curated record